GCCACACUGUCCAGGCACACAAAAUCAUUUCAUUUUUGAUAUAUUUCCUCGUCGUCUUAAAGGUUAAUGAGCCUGAAAUGAGGGAUACAAAGACUAGAGAGAAAGGAUCUCGUCGUACUGUAUUCUUAGCAACGUUUAUUCCAAUCACAAUUGUGGUAAUUUUUCUCGUUUUAUGGAGACCGAUGUUGCUUCCAUAUUUCUUCCGAUACGCGAAGUUGACAAUUUCUGAAUAUGUCAAUGACAAACAGAGGUUUUUGGACAACGAACUAGAGGCUGCACUCAAAGAAUGGAGAAUGUAUCAACUGGAACGGCAAUUUGGACAAGAAUGGUGCAAAAGGAACGUUAAACCAAGAAGCGACGUAACAUGGCUAACUGCGAUGGUUAAUGACGAUUUCGCCAUUCCUGCAUUGGUUUUAGGUCACUCCAUCCGCACUUUUUCCUGUCAACAAAACAUGAUAGCGUUUGUUUCAAACAAGGUGAGUGCAGGUGCACGAAAAGCCCUCAAGAGAGUUGGCUGGGACACUCGUUUGGUGGAAGGAAUGGACUGUGACUGGCUUGAUGCAAGAUUGGGCAGUAAGCAAGAUACUGGAUUUUUUGCCAGACCAGGAGGAAACAGAAUCAAGGGAACACAUACUCGCUUCCACGCUUGGAAUUACACUGAAUUUUCUAAAAUUAUUUAUGUAGAUGCUGAUUAUAUGCUGACAACAAACAUAGACAAAUUGUUUGAUAUCCCAGAUGACUUUGCUGCUGCUCCUGGCUCAAGACCAGGGGUUCUGGAUCCAUGUUUCAAUGCAGGGCUUCUUGUGUUUAGACCAGACACCAAAUUUUAUCAGGAAAUCAUGGACUUGUGGUGGGAAACAACAAAAAAAGACACUUGUCCAAACGAUCAGGUGUUGUUAUGGCAUUACUACGCUGAUGCUGGUAACUGGAAAGCUCUCCCUUAUGCCUUCAACAUCAGACGCAUAAUUUACAGGCCCCUUAAUUCAUUCCAUUUUGCUUGCUGUGUUCCUCCCAAACCAUGGUCUGCAAAGUGUAGACCAAGUAGAAAAGAAGCAGAAGCAUAUAAUGGGCCGAUUUUGGUCCCUGAUGACAUGUCAUUAGUGUUUUGGAAGAAUCUUUACGAAUUGUUGAAGAUAAACAAUUUAGAUGAGUGGUGGAGAACAACAAAGUUCUUCCGAGCAUCUGAAGAAUUUAGUGCUGUGACUUUCUCUGACUGCCGGAAACAAGAGUCAUAAAUACUUUACAGAUUACACUGCUACAUUUACUGUUGUUUCAAAAUCUGGUUUAGUGGUAUGCAAAAAGGGAUCAUAUAUGUUCCAUGGCUAUUCUUUUACAUAUAGAUUGUUGAUUGUUCAACUGUGUACUGCAUAUCAUGAAGCCUCCACCUAAGAAAUCUUCCAUUCAUGCAAAUAAUUUUUAUUGCAUGUUACGGACCUUGUAUCUAGCACCUUGGGUGCAUUCUUGUCAUCGUAUUUUAUUUUCUACCACUAACAGAACUCCUGUUCAAUUAUCAGCAUAUUGUAUUCCUCAUUUUCAGAGUUGUUUUUCCUUAAGAAACAGAAAAAAUUGUUCUGGGUAGUUAUAUUUAUUACAAAUUUAAUGUAAAUGAUAUUUAUAUCAUGGUCAGUUCCCUAUUCAGAUGUUUUUCUCAGUUUUUCCAAAAGUUGUUUAUCUCUAUCAACAGCUCUUCAAGUUGUGAGAAAUAGAGAAAAAUGUUGGGACAUUUUGCCUUGAAAUUUGUUGAUCUAGCAACCUGUGUUUGACUUUUAUGUAACAAGUUGCAACUUUUGGCUCUUACUUGGUGUAGAAGAUGCAGUAUACAUCACAAUAGAAUUUCAUCACAACUGGGAACAAGAAAACAAUGAAAAAAAUAAUGUGACGUUUACUGUGUCUUCUACACCAAUUAAGAGCCCAACUUUUGUAAAACUUACUUUUAUGGUCUGAAGUGAAAGUGAUAGAAGCAUUUUCAUAAAUUUUUUUAAACCUU
Molecule: messenger RNA, 1987 nt
Organism: Pocillopora damicornis (cauliflower coral)
Lineage: Eukaryota; Metazoa; Cnidaria; Anthozoa; Scleractinia; Pocilloporidae
Product: glycogenin-1
Molecular function (GO): glycosyltransferase activity
Source: RefSeq, a predicted model, not a curated record